AUGGCGACGGCGACGACGACGACGACGGCGAGCGAGGGCGAUGCGGGGGUGAUCGCGGUCGUGCGCGUGCACGCGCGGGUGCGGCGGGAGGGGGCGGUGGAGGGCGUGGUGGCGGCGGUGAAGAUGCGCGCGUCGGCGUCGGCGUCGAUGGACGCGCGCGCGGGGGCCGAGUUGACGAGCGAUGCGGGGCCACCGUCGACGGCGGACGCGUUGUUGCGACGGGAGUGUGAUCGGGUGUACGUGGCGGACGUGGAGUGGCGACCGGGGGCGGUGCGGUCGAGGCGGUUGUUGCCGUGGCAAUUCGUGGUCGAGGCGCGGGCGUAUCGCGUGAGCGAGACGCGAGAGGAGAUGACGACGACGACGAUCGCGUCGAAUAACGAGGGGCAGACGACGGUGGCGUGCGAGAAGUGGGUGCUGCCGUCGCUGGAUUUUGAGGGCGCGUGGGAAUCCUUGGAGUUUGACGACGACGGCGUGAAAUCGAGGCUGUUGGCGUACGCUUCGACCGCUUUGAUCUUCUCGAAGAGCGGAGUCCGUCAGAGCGUCGUCGCUUGGAAUCGAGUGGUGUUGCUGCACGGUCCGCCUGGGACUGGGAAGACGACUCUGUGCAAGGCUCUGGCUCAGAUGUUGUCCAUAAAAUUCUCGGAUGUCUUCGACGAGAGUUUUCUAAUCGAGGUGAACGCGCACAGUCUGUUCGCUGGGGUGUACUCCGAAAGCCCAAAACAGGUACACAGAGUUUUCAAACAGAUUCGUGAGUUGGCUGAAAACGGCAACGCACUCGUGUUCGUGCUCAUCGAUGAAGUUGAGAGCGUCGCCGCCGCGCGAACGAGCGCGAUGAGCGCGAAUGAGCCAAGCGAUACAAUUCGAGUCGUAAACGCGCUCUUGACGCAAAUCGACGCGCUCAAAUCAAAACCAAACGUGAUCGUGCUGACGACGAGUAAUCUAACGCAAGCGAUAGACUUGGCGUUCGUCGAUCGAGCCGACAUCAAGUGCUUCAUCGGUCCUCCGGGCUUUAAUGCACGGUACAAUAUUCUUCGGUCUUGUGUCCAAGAGCUCAUCGAUCGAAGACUACUACAUGGCGCAGCGCCUGUCGAUUUGGACGAUUGUACUGCGUCCAAUUGCCCGACAUCGCUGGCUCUGCGCACUGCCGUGCAAGCGACGGAUGGUUUCUCCGGGCGGACAUUAAGAAAGCUCCCGUUUCUGACGUAUAGCUCUGUUGGAUCGGGCGCACAAUGUUCCGUGCAGACUUUCUUACGCGCGCUGACAGUGCAAGCGAAAAGUGAGCUCAACGAUCGUCUGCAACUGAAACGAACGUGA
This is a messenger RNA of Ostreococcus tauri, 1314 nucleotides long. RefSeq names its product P-loop containing nucleoside triphosphate hydrolase. Gene Ontology annotation, cellular component: nucleus; chromosome. Lineage: Eukaryota; Viridiplantae; Chlorophyta; Mamiellophyceae; Mamiellales; Bathycoccaceae. The transcript has a single exon. Gene Ontology annotation, molecular function: ATP hydrolysis activity; ATP binding. The coding region runs from base 1 to 1314 and encodes 437 amino acids. The record is from RefSeq and is a predicted model, not a curated record. Gene Ontology annotation, biological process: reciprocal meiotic recombination; meiotic recombination checkpoint signaling.